AUGUCAUUUGACAGGUACGUGGCCAUCUGCAAACCUUUGCAAUAUCCCGUGCUCAUGAGGAGAAGCGUCUGUCAUAUGAUGUCAGUGGGGACCUGGUUUUGGUUUACUGUACAGGCGCUGACCUGCUCCCUUUAUGUCUUGCCCCUUCCCUACUGCAAGUCCAAUGUGAUUAACCAUUACAUGUGUGAUUAUCCAGCCCUUAUUCAACUGUCUUGUUCAGAUAAUUCUGCUUUUGAAAGAACAAUCUAUGUUGGAAAUUUCCUGGUACUUCUCAUUCCCAUCUCAGUCAUCCUCAGUUCCUACAUUGCCAUCCUCCUCCAGGUCCUGAGGGUACGAUCUUCUGAAAGGAGCCACAAGGCCUUGGGAACUUGCAUGUCCCACUUGUGUGUAGUUGGGAUCUUCUAUGUGACCGCUCUUCUGACAUACAUGACACCUGCAUCUUCUUAUUCUCCCCAGGAGGCCAUGGUUAAUACUCUGUUCUUUACUGUUGUUCCUGCUGUGACAAACCCCUUCAUAUAUAGCCUGAGGAAUCGGGAUGUCUUGGCAGCUCUGAGAAAAGCCUUUGGAAAACAGAUUGCAUCAGUGACUUUAUAG
Candoia aspera is the source of this 594-nucleotide messenger RNA. Its product is annotated as olfactory receptor 2Z1-like. Bases 1 to 594 code for a protein of 197 amino acids. Lineage: Eukaryota; Metazoa; Chordata; Lepidosauria; Squamata; Candoiidae. The transcript has a single exon. Gene Ontology annotation, cellular component: plasma membrane. Gene Ontology annotation, molecular function: olfactory receptor activity. The record is from RefSeq and is a predicted model, not a curated record. Gene Ontology annotation, biological process: detection of chemical stimulus involved in sensory perception of smell; G protein-coupled receptor signaling pathway.